GUAUAAUAUAUUUCGUUCCGAAAAGGUUUCGCACUAGUCAUGUUCCAACUGAGUGUGUUCGGUUUUCUAAUCACCUUAUUGAAGGCCAGCUACAUUACUGCUCAAAUUUUGCCCUAUAUUGCCUGUCCGAAUCUUUUUCGGUACCUAAAACUCAAUGAUGUGUACAUAGGACAUCUGAAACUUGUUCUGGAUAAGGACUAUGCGGAAAAUGUAGUGCGUGUUGAACUUUCGCAGCCCGGCAGAAGCACACCGGGUAAAACCGGUUCUCUUACCAUCGUUGAGAACGCAGAGUUGCUCAAAGAUCGCUUGCGAAACAAUGAGGCCAUAACCUACCGAAUUGACUUUCCUUCGCCGGAUGUAGUGCCAAAACUUACCAAGGUUACGGUCAAUACAAAUAUUGUGUGCCAAGCUCAGCCGUUUAGAUCACCGAGCACCAGACUAUCUUUGUCGCGUACCUUGCGAGUGAUUGGUUCAUUAGCCCUGCCACGCAAAUGGUCCCAGAACAGUCAAAAGGCAGGACCCUCCCAGAAUCAGGAACGUCCUCAGAGACUACGCCAACAACAGCCUCCACAAGUCCCACGAUUGCUCCCACCCGUGCGAAAUACAGGAUCCGUUCCCCGGACAAUCGGUCAGCUGAGUGGAGUCUGUGGGCGGGAGAAGUCCAUCCACACGCCCUUCAUCCACAACGGAAUCGAGGUGGAGCGGGGUCAGCUGCCCUGGAUGGCGGCCCUCUUCGAGCACGUGGGCAGGGUCUACAACUUUUUGUGCGGAGGAACCCUGAUCUCGGCCAGAACGGUGAUCACGGCGGCCCACUGUUUCCGCCUCGGUAGCCAUAAUUUAUCUAGUGAAAGGACUAUGGUCUCACUGGGUCGGAAUUCGCUUGACAUUUUUACACCCGGACUUAUAAGCGGCGUAUCACUAGUUUUGUUGCACCGGGACUACAAUCCCAACGUUUACACGGAUGCGGAUUUGGCACUGCUCCAAUUGACUAAACAAAUUAAAUUCAAUGACUACGUCAGGCCCAUCUGUUUGUGGAACAAGAACUUUUUGUUGAACCUGCCCUCGGGCUACAAGUCGUACGUGGCUGGUUGGGGGGAGGACAAAAGGGGCAACCCAAACACGCAACUGGCCAGGAUAACGGAUACAGACAUCAUAACCUUCUCCGAGUGCCGGGGGAAUCUGUCCGAGGUGAGUGCUCGCUUCAUCACCUCGCACACGAUCUGCGCCAGCAAUUCCAAAGCAUCGGGACCCUGCAGCGGGGAUUCCGGAGGAGGACUGAUGCUCCAGGAGCGGGAAAGAUGGAUCCUGCGAGGCGUUAUUUCAGGUGGACAGCGAAUGAUCAGACGAUGCAAUCUCAAGCUGCCCGUAAUUUACACGGAUGUGGCCAAGCAUAUCGCCUGGAUACUAAGGAGCAUGUGGUUUUGAGGGUCUCCGAUAAAGUAGCUAAAAUGAGUUUGAAAAUAAACAACAAUUUAGCUUA
Molecule: messenger RNA, 1480 nt
Organism: Drosophila rhopaloa
Lineage: Eukaryota; Metazoa; Arthropoda; Insecta; Diptera; Drosophilidae
Product: serine protease 42-like
Exons: 4
Coding region: 40-1425 (461 amino acids)
Biological process (GO): proteolysis
Molecular function (GO): serine-type endopeptidase activity
Source: RefSeq, a predicted model, not a curated record